Carassius auratus (goldfish) is the source of this 3580-nucleotide messenger RNA. Its product is annotated as NHL repeat-containing protein 2-like. The record is from RefSeq and is a predicted model, not a curated record. The transcript has 11 exons. The coding region runs from base 13 to 2172 and encodes 719 amino acids. Lineage: Eukaryota; Metazoa; Chordata; Actinopteri; Cypriniformes; Cyprinidae. Gene Ontology annotation, molecular function: protein binding.
GUUGUGGGAGUCAUGGCGUCUUACUGUAAGCUGUCAGAUCUUUUCCUCAUUCAGAGCCAACUAGACGAUGCUUUAGAGGACGCGACGACUCAAGAAGAUAAAGAAAAUCUUGUACAUCAGUAUUUGCACAACAUAGACGAAAAGGCAGCUUUAAUCAUACCGGAUUUUGAAGAAGGACUGGAUUGGUUGAACACAGACGGCCCAUUGUCACUUAGGAAGGAACUGUCGGGGAAAGUGGUGGUGCUUGACUUCUUCACCUACUGCUGCAUAAACUGCAUGCACCUACUUCCUGAUCUACACCAGUUGGAGCAAAGUUACACCAUAGAAGACGGUCUGGUUGUUGUAGGUGUGCACUCGGCUAAAUUCCCCAAUGAGAAGGUCCUACAGAACGUACGCAGUGCGGUGUUGAGAUAUGACAUCACCCAUCCUGUAGUGAACGACAGCGAUGCCCGUCUGUGGCAAGAGCUGGAGGUGUCCUGCUGGCCCACGCUGGUACUGCUGGGACCCAGAGGGAACCUGCUUUUCUCCCUGGUGGGUGAAGGCCAUCGAGAACAGCUCUUCCUUUUCACUGCUGUUGCCCUCAAGCACUACAGAGAACAAGGGCUGCUCAAGGACCAUGAUGUGGGAAUCAAACUGUAUAGAGACUCCCUGCCUCCCUCCAUCCUCUCUUUCCCUGGGAAAAUAGCCAUGGACCCCAGUAGCAAGCGGUUGGCUAUUGCCGACACAGGACACCACAGGGUACUGGUGGUCUCCAAUACUGGGCAGCUGCUGCACUCUAUAGGGGGUCCCUCAAGCGGGAGACGAGAUGGAAAUUUGUUUGAGGCACAGUUCAGCUCCCCACAAGGGGUGUUCAUAAAGGGUGACACGGUCUACGUGGCUGACACUGAGAACCACCUUGUUAGAAAGAUCAACCUUUCAGAAGGAAAAGUCUCAACCUUGGCUGGCACUGGCGUUCAGGGUACAGAUAAAGAAGGCGGUGCAGCGGGACCACAACAGCCAAUCAGCUCUCCCUGGGAUGUUACCCUUGGCAACGCAGGUGGUGAUGUUUUGUGGAUAGCCAUGGCAGGAACACAUCAGAUCUGGGCUCUCUUCCUGGAGGACGGGAAGCUUCCCAAAGGGAGUGACAGCAAAAAAGGAACAUGUGUCCGCUUUGCGGGCAGUGGGAAUGAGGAGAACCGAAAUAAUGCGUAUCCUCAUAAAGCGGGUCUGGCCCAGCCGUCAGGCCUGGCUCUUGCUCGGACAGAGAACUGGGAUUGUCUGUUUAUCGCUGACAGUGAGAGCAGCACCAUUCGUAGCCUUUCACUGAAGGAUGGAGCAGUCAAACAUGUGGUGGGGGGAGAGAGAGACCCUCUGAACCUGUUUGCGUUUGGAGACAUUGAUGGUAAAGGCAUUGAUGCAAAACUGCAGCAUCCAUUAGGAGUGUCCUGGGAUGAGGGCAGCAGCCUCCUCUAUGUAGCCGAUUCUUACAAUCACAAGAUCAAAGUGGUGGAUCCGAAGACUAAGCAGUGCAGGGUGCUUGCAGGCACUGGGAAGGCUGGGAACGGAGUUGGCCCAGGCUUUUUGGAGUCCAGCUUCAAUGAACCUGGAGGCAUAUGUCUGGGUGAACGAGGAAAGCUCCUGUAUGUGGCGGACACCAACAACCAUUGCAUCAAAGUCCUGGACCUAGAGACCAAAACGGUCUCUUCGUUUCCCAUUUUAGAACAGCAAGAGGUUGAUGCUGUCCUCACAACCGCCACUAGCAACACACCUGCAGUAAAAAAGCUUCCCAAGCUUCCCAAAUCAGCCCCAGUCUUUACAAUGCCAUCAAUCACAGUUCCUUCGGGACACUCAGUGACACUUAUGCUGAAAUUGGCACUACCGGCUGGGACCAAGCUGAACGAAGAAGCCCCUAGUUUCUGGGACUUAUCUGCAGAAGGUAAUGAGUGGUUACUGGAAGGGCGAGCUGUGAUGGGGAGAAUCAGUGAUCUGUCUGAACCCAUCUCGAUCGUCUCAUCAAUCCCAGUGGCCCCUGCCUCCACAGACCCCACGCUGACACUCAACGCCUGGGUCUACUGCUGCCUUUCUGGGGGCGGGGCUUGUAUGAUGAAGGCAGUGUCCUUCAGACAGCCUCUUCUGAUUGGUUCCACAUCCGAGGAAGGUUCUGUUGCUGUGAUGCUUGAACAUGCUUUUUAAAACAAGUGUCCACCUUAAGGAUCUUGGAGCACAUUUAAAGGGAUAAGUUACCCAAAACUGAAAAUGUUUUCAUCAUUUACGCAUCCUCUUGUCGCUCCAAAACUGUGUGACUUUCUGUCUUCUGUGGAUCACAAAAGAAGAUAUUUUGAAGAAUGUUGUUAACCAAACAAUUUCAGUUACUGUUGAUUUGCAUUGUACGGACAAAAAUUUGAAUGCAAGUCAGCGGGAAUCAAAACUCUUUGGUUACCAUCUUUAUUCUGAAUAUCUUCCUUAAUGUUCCACAGAAAAUCAUAAAGGAGUUAAUGUUGACAGAAAUUUCAUUCUGGAUUUUCCAAAAAUGAAAAUGUUCAUCAUCUUGUUGCACCACAGAAUUUUUCUGAAUUUAUCAUACAAUUUUAUCUCACAAAUUUUUUUUCACAAUUCUGGCUUUUUUCAAAUUGUCCAAAUUGUAAGGGGUUAUUAUUGUUAUUUUUUUUAUUUCUGGAAACAAGCUUCCAUAGUUUUGGUCCCCAUUGACUUUCAUUAUAUAGACAAAAAAAAUCCUCUCUUUGUUUUCCAUAAAAGAAAAACAGAACGGCAUGAGGGUGAGUAAAUGAUUUUUUAGUAGAAUAUCCCAUUAACAUUCAAACCACAUCCCGCGGUUAACACAUACUGUAGUAAUCAGACACUUUAUAUGCUCGUCAUCAGGCUAAUGAAGGAUUGCAAGUACUAAUUGUAGAGUCAGGAUCUGACUGUUAAAUCUUGACAAAUAUUGAACAAAGUGCCUCAUUCUCAUCAGCAAUAUUUUUUGUGGGUCUGCUAUGUUUCACAUGAUUAAGCUUGAUAAAUAGUCUGAUAUCUUUACCAGCCGCCAUCAGUCAGUCAGUCACUCACAUGCUCUCACACAAUAAUAUUUGAAAUGAUGCAGUGUAGUGUAAAAAUGUAGCCAGUGUCAGCUGCUCUGACAGCCCUUUGUGGUUUGGUUGGCUGAUAUUAUUACGAUUUCUCGCACUACAUUUUUUUUUUCUUAACCGUAUGAUACUGUAAGGCAGUCUUGUAAAUGAGCAAUCAGAUUUAAUGAUAUUUAAUUGGCAUUAUUUAUUAUUGUUUUCCAGGCUUAAGUGCUUUUUCCAUGAGCAAUACAUUUUAUUUGAAUGAUUAUGUGUUGAAAAUCAAGCGGUGAAAUUCAUUUUAGGGUUCAGUCUUUUGUGGAAUGGAAUCAUGAUCCAUUUACAUCUACAUAUGAAUGUAUGCUGUUACAUCAUAGAUCAGGUGCUUGCAGAUCAUGCGUGUGAGUGUGAAUCAGACCAGCUGAUUCUUCUAGACACUGUGUAGAAAUGGCCAUUAAAAUUGUUCUGCUGUUUUUGCUUGCUUUUCCUGUGGCAGUUCUAGCCCAUAAACUAUUUAAUAAAAACAAAAUUGAUCUUUC